This is a messenger RNA of Poecilia reticulata (guppy), 8606 nucleotides long. It is a transcript of the gene tnrc6c1, whose product is annotated as trinucleotide repeat containing adaptor 6C1. The record is from RefSeq and is a predicted model, not a curated record. Gene Ontology annotation, cellular component: nucleoplasm; P-body. Gene Ontology annotation, molecular function: protein binding; RNA binding. Gene Ontology annotation, biological process: positive regulation of nuclear-transcribed mRNA poly(A) tail shortening; miRNA-mediated post-transcriptional gene silencing. NCBI's taxonomy places the organism in Eukaryota, Metazoa, Chordata, Actinopteri, Cyprinodontiformes, Poeciliidae.
AUUKCUACUUUUCCAUUUUGCAAUAUAGACUCUGAACUGGAAAGGACUUAAAGCUCUGGAUAUCUUUCAAUGUGAAUCAGCAGUGUAACACUUUCAUCUUUAGAGCUGCUUAUUGAGGCCAUUUUCAGUACAAGCAGCAAGGUUGACUAAUGUCAAUAACCCCGAAUGRUGUUAUGAGUUGUUUCUGUGGAUUMCCCAGAAUGAAAGUAAAAUAAAGGCUAGAAGCACUCUGUUGGCUGCAAAGCUUUCCACUAUCAGUCCUAAAAAAACAGAGUAAAUUCUGCAUACAAGCACAGUUUACAUGAAAUUGCUUUGGAAAUGAAAAAUCAGCUCAAGUGGUGCAUUCAAAUUAGACCUUCCAAUUUUACCUUGGAGAACAGAAAAGGACAAUGUCGCUAAGUGAACUCGACACGCGGAGGCUCAACAGUGCAACCACCUAAUUAAAUAUGCAGCUCAAAAUCUGACAUCUGUGCAACUAUUUUUGUUUCAUUGGCRAGGCUGCACUUAACAUUUAAUUUACGUCUCUGGGCAGAGGUGUGGAUGCUUUUUUUUUUUCAAUUUUUUUUUGUCUGUACAACAUGCAGAAAGUAUACUCUGCAAAUUAAGUCCUCCCUGGCUGAGCCUGCAGCCAAUACAGAGCAGGUUAACUUCUUACCCAGUGUGUGCGGUUGUCAGGCUCAGUGUUUGUUGAGACAGUCAGCAGCCGCGGGUUGACCAGUCUGAUGUGCCCCUUUUSAAAUGGUGCCCACCCACAACUUCCAUCAGCCAUUCACAACAACAAGAGCCAGUUUGAACUGCUGAAUUUUYGAGCUCACAAAAAUAGCUUGGAGGCUCUUUCCUGCUUGUAAAAGCACAACUGUCUUAAGCUGUGCUCGUGUCGUUGAGCGUCAUCAACUUCUGAUGUUUUCUUAAUUACCAGAGGUAGUGAAAUAUGAUUUUAAAUGUGUUGAUUUCAGCACAUAAAAUAUGAGAAAGAAGUCGGGCACACCCCUGGUAUUCUCUGGUGUCCUGUGAAGAACUUAUCAAGGUUAAGAUUUGUCCUUUCUUGUCUUUAUAUGUUUUAGCUGUGAAAAGAAGCAAAAACACAAGAAGAAAAACAUUUGAUGGAAGAUAAGAAAAAGAAAAAACAAGAAGAGAAGAAAAAGAAAGAAGCUGCACAGAAAAAGACCACAGAACAGAUAACCAAAGUGCCAGACUCUGCCAAGCUCGACCCCACCCCUCCUCUUCUCCCCGCCAACCCCGGUGCCAUCCCACCCGUACCCCAAAGCAGUGGAAAUGGGAAGCGCGCCCCAUCCGGAUGCCAGCCGCAGACAGCACAGCAGCCGCAGACUUUGCUCCAGCAGCAGCAGCAGCAGCGCUACCUGCCCAGAGAGGUGCCACCGCGCUUCCGCCAGCAGGAGCAGAAGCAGCUGUUGAAGAGGGGCCAGCCUCUGCCUCCCGGGACCCUGCCUCUCCUUACCACGGGAUAUCCCGACACUAGUGAAUCUGCAGCAUCAACCGUAGCCAUAAAUCCCUCUCCGUCCUGUACCUCUUCCUCCUCAGCCAGCUUGCCCACAGUACUGCCCCCGCAUAGUGGCCAAGGAACCCAGUAUGAUAACCCCCCCUGGGGACACCUGCCAGCCAACAGAAGUGCCACAAGUGCUGCAUCUUCCACCAGUCCCAGUGGCUGGGAUCAACUGAUAAUUGACCAGAAGGACUCAGAGGCUUGGCCUUCUAUUACUCUCAGUCAGAGCCAGGCUUCUCCAGCAGGAUGCCCUUUGGACACUGACCCUGGUCACCUGACCACCAGCAGCAGUAGUUCAAGCAGUAGUUGUAGUGCAGUGAGUAUGGCCACGGGAGCCAAUAGUCAGACAGGCCACUUCCCUGCCAACCACCUUAACAGCAAAGCCAACAGUGGGCCUAGCCCUGUCAAUCAUACUGGAACCAGCAUGCUCUCUAGCCAGGUUGCAACCAAUCGCAGUUGGGGAUCUGGGCCAGGACCUUCUCAUUGCCCCCCUCAGUCCUCAGUGGGUAAUGAAGGGAAGUGCGAUAGCCCAGUAGGAGGGGGCAGCAGAGGCUGGGGUUCCUCUUCAUCGUCCUCCACCACCAACUUUAACUUGAACCUAAACCCUAAUGCCAACCCAUCUGCAUGGCCCGUGUUGGGGCAUGAUGGAGGAGGCACAGGGGUAGGCAGCUCAGGUGGAGCCAACACCAUUUCAUCUCCUCAACCCACACCUAAUCUCUGUAACCCUCCUGGUCCCCCACCAGCCCAAACCAGUGCCUGUUCUGGAGCCAACAAUAACGGCAAGUCUUCUGGGAUUGGCAGCGCAUGGGGUACCAUAAUGACUUCUGACGAGUCACACCUCACUCCAUCCACGAAUGUGUCUUUCAGUUCUGAACCUCAAAACCUUAAAACUGAUGGACCAAAUCAGACUAAAAAAACAGAACCUCCUAGCCCGAUCCAAAACUUGUCUGGUUGGGGCAGCUCACCUGUAGGCUUGGGUUCUAUGGGGCAGCCUCAACCAGGGGGUUCACAGGUCAACGGAGAAGAUGGCAACUCUUUGUGGGGUAAUGGUGGCAAUUCAAAGCCAACUUCGUCAAAGGAAGGACCUGGAUGGGAUUCUGCUUGGGGCAAUGUGGGAGGUGGAACUGUAAAGUCUGGAGGCUGGAGUGAACAGUCCAGUGGAGACUGGGGGAAACAGCAUAGCGAAGAGGCCCAGGGAGGCUGGGACACGCCCAGCUCUCCUCCCCAGGAUUCACAAGCCAAUACUUGGAGCAGAGCUGUGAGCACAGCUGGUGCCAGUGAAGGGAGCAGUGACAGCAUGGAAGGAUAUCCCCAACAGAGAGAUCGCCCAACCAGAGAGAAAACAGUUCCUAUGAUGCCUGCCCAGGAUCUGGACCCCAGGGUGCUGUGCAACACUGGCUGGGGUCAGACUCCUGUUCGCCAGCACACAACCUGGGACAUGGAUGAUUCUAAACGCAAGAAUGACGCUGGCACUGAUUCAUGGGGCUCUGGGCCAACAGCUCCAAGCAAUGUCCAGGGACCCUCAAACACUAACACGGGCCCCGCUCCGCGGUCUGACUCUGGUAACAAAAAUGAUGUGCCUGGUUCACAGGGACCUUCUGGUUGGGGUGGAAGCAUGGCUGCUUCACAUGCGCCCAGUUCCAGUUGGGGAGACACACCCACCAACGUAAAACACCCAGUAGGGCCCAGUGGAUGGGGUAACCCUCCAACAGGAGCCCCUUCCAACAGCAUACCCAAGAACGGGGCUCAAUCUUGGGGGGAGGAGAAAUCAUCUGGCUGGGAUGAUUCACAAGGCAAAUCAACAUCCCAGAGCUGGGGAGAGCAACCCAAACCAUCCAACUCCUGGAGCAGCAGUGGAGGAAGCAAUAACACUGGUGACUGGGGAGAACCAGAAGAGAGUAAAAAGAGCUCCUCUGGCCCUGACUGGAAAGGAGAAUCAGGAAACUGGAAGGAAAACAAACGAGAUUGGGGAAUGUCUUCUUCGGGACAUGGAGGUUCUGGAGCUGGAAACAGCGGAGGCUGGGGUGACUCCGCACCUCAGCGCCCAUGUGGUCCCCCUCAAGGCUGGAUGGGCAAGCCUCAGGACGGGCCCAGCAGUAAUAGCGGAGGAGGGACUAUGGGCUCUUGGGGUGGCCCCGGCUCUGUGAAGCAGGGUGCGUCUUGGGGCGGUGGUAAGAAGGAACCCCCAAAUGAGGCGACUGGCUGGGAAGAGCCCUCUCCGCCUUCUAUCCGUCGCAAGAUGGAGAUAGAUGACGGGACCUCGGCCUGGGGCGACCCCGUUACCUACAAUAAAGCAGUCAACCUGUGGGACAGGAACAACCCAGGGGUGGUCCAGGCUAAAGUUACCACAGGAGGUAGUAACCCUCCAGGUCCUAGCAAUAACCAUCCCCACGCUCACAAUCACUCCUAUCAUGGGCCGCCUGCACCUUUACAGAACCAUAGCCAAAACGCUCAAAACCCAGGCCCUGCCAGCGGGGCCGUAGAUCCUUCAGUGCAACACCAGUCUGGAACAUCUCACAUCAGGGGUCCUCUGAUAGCUCAAGGUUGGGGAGAGCUUCCCAGCUCCCACACAAAAUCUGAGAGCUCUUGGGGAGAGCCGGCACCCUCUCCAGUCAGCGUGGAUAAUGGCACAUCUGCUUGGGGCAAACCGAGCGGAGGCGCCGGAGGCUGGGGAGAUGGCAACCCAGACAACUACGGCAGGAGCAACCCAGCGAUGACGGCAGCGCCUGGCAAACCUGCCUCCAAACCUAUGCAAGAUGGAUGGGGAGGAGGAGGUGAAGAGCUCAGCCUUUCAGGGGGUCAGUGGGACUCUGAGGAGGGAGACAUGUGGAACAGCACAGCCUCCCAGGAGAGCAACUCUUCCUGUAACUCCUGGGGCAACGCAUCCAAAAAAGUCCCACAGAAAGUAAAGAUCCCAGGGAAACAGGAAGAUGCCUGGAUCAUGAAACAGCUCAUCAAACAGCUCACAGACAUGGGCUUCCCUAGAGAUCCAGCAGAGGAGGCUUUGAAGAGCAACAAUAUGAACUUGGAUCAGGCCAUGAGUGCCCUGCUGGAGAAGAAGACAGAGCUCGACAAGCGUGGGAUCGGGACCGGCGGCCACGACUACAACAACGGGCUCAUCAACAAACCCAUGAGUUGCCCUCGGCCUCCGCUUCUCUCCAAAGACCCCUCGACAGACCCUCGCCUGCCCUUCAUUGAUAAGCAGAUGCAGAGUGGAAUGUUUGGUGGUGGUGGAGCAGCACAAACCCGGGCCAUGCAGCAGCCGCAGCCGCCUCCUCAGCCACCAGUGCCGCCUCUCAGCUCCUCUCAGCCUAGUCUACGUGCGCAAGUGCCUCAGUUUCUCUCCCCUCAGGUUCAAGCACAGCUCUUACAGUUUGCAGCAAAAAACAUUGGUCUGAAUCCUGCACUUUUAACCUCACCAAUAAACCCUCAACAUAUGACCCUUCUGAAUCAACUUUACCAGCUGCAACUGGCAUACCAGCGUUUACAAAUUCAACAGCAAAUGUUGCAGGCACAGCGCAAUGUUUCUGGCCCCAUUCGACAACAAGAGCAGCAAGUUGCACGUACAAUCAAUAACAUGCAGCAGCAGAUCCAACAACACCAGCGUCAGCUGGCCCAGGCUCUGCUAAUGAAACAGCAGCAACAGCAGCAGCCGUCCCACUCUGGCCUGCAUCCUGGUGGGGCCAAAUCCUCCCUGGAUUCAUAUCCAGGUCACCCCCAGACUCCAGUCUUACCUGACCUGCAGACCAAAGAGCCGCAGUCAUCUCCCAGCACCUACAGCCCCUACGCUCUCUCUGGACUGAAUCCAAACAUGAAUCCAAACUGUAUUGACGUGGGAAGCCUUCCUAUGAAGGACCCACCGCUACCACAGUCCCGGCUGUCGCAGUGGACACACCCAAACUCCAUUGAAAGCCUUUCUGGAAACUCGUCUCCUCUCGAGCCCAACCUGGGAAAACAUGGAGCCAACCUCGGCCCACCUGGAAAGCCUCCUCAGAUAGACGACUCCUACAACCCCUACAACCUGAUAUCAAGUUCAGAGUCUCCGACCAGCCCGUUGGUUCCUCCGGAGAGCUGGGGUCAGGGCAAGAACAGCAGCGACAAGAUGGCCAACGGGACCAAUAUCAACUGGCCUCCAGAGUUUUGUCCUGGCGUUCCCUGGAAGGGUCUGCAGAACAUCGACCCUGAGACCGACCCCAACGUGACUCCAGGCAGCGUCCCCAGCGGACCUACGAUCAACACCAACAUCCAAGAUGUCAACCGUUACCUGCUCCGGGACAGAAGUGGAGGCUCCUCUCCCACCUCAUCUCAGAGCGAGGCUCUGCCUCCGUCCACCGAUUGGCCAGUCAGUGCCUACUCUAGCUCGUUCAGUCUUUCUUCCCCGGAGAUGGACGACGCAGGCAAACUGUCAGAGAUGAAAUCGACCUGGUCUCCAGGUCCCAUCUCUCACAGCCAGGCGUCUCUGUCCCACGAGCUUUGGAAAGUCCCCCAGGGUCCGCGGAGCAGCACCACGGCUCCUUCCCGCCCCCCGCCCGGCCUCACGAACACGAAGCCCUCCUCCACCUGGGGCGGAAGCUCUCUGGGUCUGGCCCAAGGAUGGAGCAGCUCUUACACCACAGCAGGUACCACAUGGAGCACGGACAGCUCCACCAGGACCAGCAGCUGGCUGGUUCUGAGGAACCUGACGCCACAGAUUGACGGUUCCACUCUGCGUACGCUGUGCAUGCAGCACGGCCCCCUCAUCACAUUCCACCUCAACCUGACACAGGGAAACGCCGUGGUUCGCUACAGCUCCAAGGACGAAGCCGCCAAAGCUCAGAAGUCUCUGCACAUGUGUGUGCUGGGGAACACCACCAUCCUAGCAGAGUUCGCCGGGGAAGAGGAGGUGAACCGCUUCUUUGCACAGGGCCAGUCGCUCGGCGGGACGACCAGCUGGCAGGCCUCCCCGGGAACCAAUCAGACCAGGAUGGGCGGAUCUGGAUCCGGAGUCGCUCAUCCCAUCGGUCACUCACCCCACUGGAACAACAACAACAACAGCGGCGGUGGUGGCGGCGGCGGCAGCAGCGGCGGGCUCGGAGCGGGUGGAACUAAAACGGGCGGGGAGUUGCUCUGGGGAGGCGUUCAGCAGUAUUCCAGCCUGUGGGGACCCCCGAGCGGCGAGGAGGGACGAGUCAUGGGGAGCCCCACGCCAAUCAAUACGCUGCUGCCUGGCGACCUGCUGAGUGGAGAGUCCAUGUAGGAGGGGGAAAAAAAACUGACAAAGAGGAGCAAAAACCUUGCAAAUCAGUGUGGAGAUAAUCAAGUGUGGAUGUGAAGACGAGGAGGAGAGAGACGAGAGGAGGACAAGGCUUCAUAUUCGCUGCUUGGCUUUGUCUGCCUCCUCUGCUCUUUUUUUUUUUUUUUUGCUCGUGUUAAACGGCAUUUCAGUCGCAGUUGUUUUGUGGUGAGUUUCGGAUCCCGGCGUUUCAUUUAUCAAAGAACAAAAGAAAAAGACAAAAACGUUUUACAGAAACAAGCGGGGGGUGAGGGUCGCUGUUGUAAACAAACUCGAGUCAACUGACAUGGCGACAAGCUGCCAUCUUUAUUCUGGUGGGAUCCCUCACUGCCUUUCCAGGCAAUCAUAAUGCACCUCAGAGAUCCAUGGAGAAAGGCAUCAUUCCCAAAGUUCUAACAAAAACCCGUCAAUCAGAGUGGGUGUUGCACGGUCAGUCGGUCCAGACCCAACAACAUUUGUUUCUGUCAGCACUAAUUUUAGCCUUAAACUGUUUCCUGCCCUGCUAUCCACGCUCAACUCUUUACUCGGUAAAGAAGCUUACGGAGAACUUGCACACCCUUAUUUCUGAGCCAGUGAAACCUGAGUGGAAAGUACAUGCUGCUGCAGCUCACAACGUCAGUGCAUUUGAGUUUCUUUAGUUUUUUUCCCCCGCAGUCGGAUCAAGUUCCCACCAACAAACACAUCGCUCAAAGGGAAUGAUGCAACUUUGUUCGCCUUGCUCAAGCCAUUUAUUUUUGUAGUAUUUUUUUUAUGACUCGUUUUCUUGAACCAUUGCAAGCAAAGCUUAAAAAAAUGAUGUUAUUCAAAUGUGUCUGUCGACCGUAUCUGGUGGGUGGAUGUACAUAUGAUGAGAUGAACCACUGCUAAUACAAAGGAACUGUAAAAAAGACAAACAUGAUGAUGCACCUCAGCCUUUUUAUGGGCUCUUUUAUGUUUUUUUUUUUUUUUGCAGUUUGGUCUCGACCUGUCUCAGCGACAUUUUGGGAGAAAUUAAAGAAGAAGAAAAAACAACCUCAAAUUGUUCCUUCCCCUCUCCGCCGCGCGCCCACUCCACCUGCAAAACCCACCAUUUCAAGCGACGUGCAAUAUAAGCCACAGACUCUACCGUCCAAGCACCCUACGACUGAGAGCAGACUGUAAGGAAAGAGUGAACUGCGAACACUUUAUCUGCCCUCAGAAAAAGAGGAAAAAACUGCCACUACUACCCUUUAUCUCCCCUUAGAGAGAGUGUGAACUCAGGAGAGUAGCAAGCUGGUCUUCAACCAUUUUCUGUCCAAGACACAAGGACUUCGAUACAAAGCACUUCUUCAGCCAGCCACCUCUCCAUAAGACUUGUGUGUGUGUGAUUUUAUGUGUGCGCGUGUGUGUGUGUGUUUGGGAAGAAGGCAACAAACCAAAUUCAGAGGAGCUUGUUUUCUUUUCCCCCUCACCCAGAAGACAAGAUCACUUUUUUUUGUCCACAUUUGCUUCGGUUUUAAAGGAAAAAAAAACACAAAAAAAAAGAGGCAAAGACUUGUGAAUAGGUGGUCUGUUAUAGCACUUAACGAGAGCGCCGCUGCUCCUUAUACCCUCAAUGCCAACGAACAGAAGAAAGGUGAAGCAACACUGGCAAAUAAAAACUGCAAAAAGACUUCAAAGCAAUCUGCUCAGUGGCUUCUCUGUGUACUUAUUUUUUAACUUGACAUGGAUGUGAACUUUGUUUUUCCUUCUUAAGUCAGUGGGACCAGAGGAUGUCAAACACGGUAGCAAAGUGAAGGGAAAUGCAAAGAAAACUCAAAGCGCUCAUCCUCACCUUCUUCUUCUAUAUAUAUAUAUAUAUAUAUAUAUAUA